AUGUCACCACUGCCGGGAUACGGGCCACCACCACCUGGGUACGCGCCGUCACUACCGAUGUAUGUGCCGUCGUCGGCCACUCAAGCACCUCCGCCUGCCCAUGAUCCUACUCGCAUGGCCACGCUUGAGGGCAACGUCACCACUCUUCAAAACGCGGUUGACUUAAUGGCCACUAAUAUUGCCGAGAUGAUGGCCUUGCUCAGGGGGCCAAAUCGCGCGUCUUCGAGCUCCAUCCCGCCUCUCGCACGCGGGCCAACUGUCGAUCCCGCUCCUUGGGUCCCGCCAACCCAUGAACCAGAAGGCGACAUAGCGGCCGCCCCCGCGCCGACAAUUAUCCCAGUGCCCGCUCUUCAUCCGACGCGCGCGCCGGCAAUUCACCCGGUCGACUUUGGCCUUCCUCGGUCCACCAUUCCAGCAAUUGCCUCACUUCCGCCCAUGACGAUUCCCGUGCCAGAUCCGGUUAUGUUCGCACCACCUCCCGUGCCCGUGCCAGCUCCAGCUACCAUUUACACUGCUCCUCCGCCGAUGGGCUUCCCGGCAUCGAGUGCCCCUCUACCCGCGAAAGUCAAGGUACUCGAAUUUCAAAAGUACGUUGGAACUAAAGACCCGCGACACCACCUCCGUCACUACAACGGAAAGAUGCUUCAAUACUGGGACUACGAACAGUUCGUCAUCGCGACUUUCUAG
This is a messenger RNA of Punica granatum (pomegranate), 687 nucleotides long. The record is from RefSeq and is a predicted model, not a curated record. NCBI's taxonomy places the organism in Eukaryota, Viridiplantae, Streptophyta, Magnoliopsida, Myrtales, Lythraceae.